ACAUAAAACUUUCAAACCCUCAAAUAUCCCAUGAAGGGAAAGUCAUAUCAACAAAAAUUGCUUAUAAGAAUCACCUCUUCCAAGUCACUAAUAUUUAUGCUCCUUCAAAUAGUAAGGACAGAAGAGAAUUCUUCGAAAGGUGA
Molecule: messenger RNA, 143 nt
Organism: Dentiscutata erythropus
Lineage: Eukaryota; Fungi; Glomeromycota; Glomeromycetes; Diversisporales; Gigasporaceae
Source: the annotation of a GenBank genome assembly